GGCAGUGCAGCCACAUCUUCCCUCCCCAGCUCGGCACACUAAACAUCCUUCGCGGCAACGGCACAGCUGUGGGGACCAUAAUAACAUUCCAGUGCUCUGCGGAGCACCAGCUGGAGGGACCGGGCUUCAUCACCUGCAUUUGGAAAGGGAAUGGUACCCAGUGGACAGCCGGAGUGCCCUCCUGCCAGCCCAUAUCAAAAUAUGAGAGUUUUGGAUUUAAGGUUGCAGUGAUUGCCUCCAUCGUGAGCUGUGCCAUCAUUCUGCUGAUGUCCAUGGCUUUUUUAACUUGUUGUCUUAUCAAGUGUGUGAAGAAAAGUGAAAGGAGGAGGACUCAAAGAGAUAUGCAGCUGUGGUACCAGCUCAGAGCUGAAGAACUAGAGCACAUGCAAGCUGCUUACUUUGGGUUUAAGGGAAGAAACAAUAACAACAAUAAGAAACUCAGGAAUAAAUCCAUAUUCGAUGGUGUGACUAACAUGGCAUAUGAUUACCAAGACUUCUACAGGUAA
Molecule: messenger RNA, 506 nt
Organism: Nestor notabilis (Kea)
Lineage: Eukaryota; Metazoa; Chordata; Aves; Psittaciformes; Psittacidae
Gene: SUSD3
Product: sushi domain containing 3
Exons: 3
Cellular component (GO): plasma membrane
Source: RefSeq, a predicted model, not a curated record